UUUUGCAUACAAUUAUGGGAUAUAGUUUUAUGAUGGUAAUACUUUUCCCAGUAAUGCCAACUGCAGACGCCAAGUUGUCAAAAAAGGCAAAAUGGCCGAAAGAAAGGAAUAAAGACUCCUUCGGUUUAUAAAGUUAUUUUAACUAUAUUUUCAUUUAUAUUGUGCGAUAGAGUUAAAUAAAGUAGCGUCCAAAAUGAGGGAAAUAAAUAUCAAUAUAGAAGGAUACAAUGUGAACGGCAUAUGUGUCGGUUGUUUGAACUAUAAUCGUAAAAUGUUUUAUUGUAAUCAAAUAAAAGAGUGCUUCAAAUUACUUGGAGAUAUCGAUGUGCCCGAUGGUCUCCAAGUCCAAGUUUGCUGGGAGUGCCUCGCUGCUGUCCAAGCUUCGCUCCGGUUCAGAAACCUCAUCGUGGACUCAUACAAUGUCCUCAUUGAUUACUCUCGGAAGCACACAUUCCUCAACGCUCCAUCGGACUUGUCUGCCCACGCCCGACAGAGGCUCAACGCCACCGAGCCGGAGGUCUCCGAGCUGCAGGACCUGGUGCUAGAGGUGGACGUCAGCGUGGUUAAAGAGGAGACUAAGGAGGAGCUAGUCGAGGAAUCGGAACCGGUGAAAUCCGAGACAGAUUACUUCGACACCGACUUCCCUGACGCUGCUGGCCCAGAAUCCUCAGAGGAUGAUGUGCAACUGUCCAAGCUGAAGAGGAAAAAGGACAGAAAGACAAAGAAGGUGAAGAAGAAGAGAGAGGAACGACAGAGGGCGCUGAAAGUGAAGGUUAAGACUGAUGAAAUAAAAACGGAGAAAGACCAGCAGCGCAGCCUCCGUAAGCUGAAGAAUCUGCCGACAGAUCUGGUGGAGUUGUAUACCAUGACCGAGGAAGAAAUGUGGGAGGUGAGGGCUGAAGACGUGAGCAGCGCAGAGUUCUGCGCCCUCAAAUACAAGUGUUCUGACUGCGUCAUCGGGUUCAACUCGGAGAAACUCAUGCAGGACCAUAUGCAGGGGAAACAUGUGCCGAAAAGCCCGUCCUGCCACCAGUGUGACGUGUGUCGCGCGUACUUCCUGACGCGUGACAACGUUUCCUCCCACCGCGCGCUUCACCUCGCCGCGUACCGCUGCUCCGCGUGCGGCGCGCGCUCCGCGCUCAAGCGGCGCAUGGCGGCGCAUGCGCGCACGCACCGCGAGCAGGCCGUCACGUGCCACACGUGCGGGGAACAGUUCAGUACAAAAUCGAAGUUAUCCUACCACCGAGGUGUGUGCAACCAGGCGAGACCACAGUGCGACUGCUGUGGUAAAGUCUUCGCUAACAAGAUGACCCUCAAGUACCAUCUCAAGAUCCUGCCUCAGAACAAAGAAGAUAAACCUAAAGAGAAGCUGUACAUAACGUGCAAGGGCUGUGAUAAGGUCUUCCACUCCAAGAAGAGUUACCGAGCGCAUGUCGUGAUACACGACGGGCUGACGUACCCGUGUCCCAUCUGCGGGAAACUGUUCCAGUGGAAACGGAACCUGGCGCGACACACAAGGAACCACAGAGACCGCGACGCGGGCGCCACGCACGAGUGCCGGGACUGCGGCAAAACGUUCAGCUCGCGCGACUGCUACAACAACCACAUGAAACUGAGCAAGCGGCACGUCCAAGAGGACGCUUAUGUUCACGUACAUUCAUUUUACAGACACGAAUGCUCGUAUUGCGGCAAGAAAUUCGCAACGAAAUGGUGCAUGGUGGAUCACAUAGACUGGGACCACCUCAAGCGGAUCAAGUACCAGUGCAGCGUCUGCUUCAAAGCCUUCAAAACGGCAAAGAUAAUGGUGGCGCACAUGAAUAAUAUUCACGAGGGCAAGAAAAACCGCGAGCCGGAGGGCGAGCACCUGUGCGAGAUCUGUGGCAAGUCUUACAAGACGGUGAAGCGACUGAAAGGCCACGUGUGGGCGAUGCACACGAACCGCUCAACAACUAAAAGCUUCAAAUGCAAGCUCUGCCCCGCCACGUUCACCUGGCAGACCUCCAUCUACAAGCACGUCAAGAUGAUGCACGACAAGCGGCCCAAGCAAAUCCGUCCCCUGCCGGCCAAGAAGCCGGAGUUUCCCGGCGCCGAGCUGAUCGCCCGCGAGUACUUCCAGCCCGCCGGCCUCGCGCACGUACCCCUACACAACAUCGUCCAAAACAUCGUAUAACAUGAGCUGUAGACUUCGGCCUACCAC
This is a messenger RNA of Cydia fagiglandana, 2197 nucleotides long. Its product is annotated as zinc finger protein 57-like. Gene Ontology annotation, molecular function: RNA polymerase II cis-regulatory region sequence-specific DNA binding; DNA-binding transcription factor activity. Gene Ontology annotation, biological process: regulation of transcription by RNA polymerase II. The record is from RefSeq and is a predicted model, not a curated record. The coding region runs from base 194 to 2170 and encodes 658 amino acids. NCBI's taxonomy places the organism in Eukaryota, Metazoa, Arthropoda, Insecta, Lepidoptera, Tortricidae. The transcript has 15 exons.